This is a messenger RNA of Blumeria graminis f. sp. triticale, 1884 nucleotides long. NCBI's taxonomy places the organism in Eukaryota, Fungi, Ascomycota, Leotiomycetes, Helotiales, Erysiphaceae. The record is from the annotation of a GenBank genome assembly.
AUGCCAAUGCUCUUCUUCGCCCUCCCAAGAAUCACCAUGGAUUCAUUACUUGUCCCACGUCAUGAUGGCCACCAUCAUCACCAUGCUACCACUGGGGACUCCACAGCCGAAAUACCCAGCUUAGUCUCCAUGCAAGUGGUGUUCUGGGCUUUUAUUGUCUCUGCUAUUACCGCCCUCACUAUUUCGGCCUUUGUCAAUCGCUAUCUUGCACACCAACGCAUUGCCCAAUCGUCCAAGCUUCAUGCUGCAGCUAGACCAAGCUCAUUCUUCUUCCAAGUUCAUGCCACUAUGACUGCCAUAAAGCGGGAGUUUUGCUACUAUUCACCAUUGCUAACUUUCGGCCGACGCACAUUCCGCAUGCCCUCGGGCGGUACGACCAUCACUAUUACGGCCUACGCAAGCCUUACAAUAGCCUGCUGCUUCUACAAAUUCCACCCCCAGAACCUUCUCGAAUGGGAGAGCAUUGCCUAUCGUGCCGGCUACAUCGCCCUAUGCCAGCUGCCCUUGACCGUUCUGCUCGCGGGCAAGCGCAACCUCAUCGGGCUUUUCAUCGCCUCCUCAUAUGAACGCUUGAACUGGCUUCAUCGCUGGACUGCCCGAUGUCUUUUGCUCACAAUCCUCAUCCACGCAGGAUUCUGGCUACGGGAGUGGGGCGAAUUUGGAUUCAUUCUUACAAAAAUUCAGGACGACAGCCUUACUCGACGAGGUAUAGCGGCUGGUCUCCUCCUCGUCUGGCUCGUGUUAUCCUCGGCAGCACCCAUCCGGAAUCUAGCUUACGAAUUCUUUGUGGUCCAGCAUCUUAUUUCAUGGCUCGGACUAUUGGUGGCAAUCUACCUUCAUGUCCCGCAAGAGCGAAAAAUUUGGAUAUGGCUAUCUUUUGCCGCCUGGGCCGUAGAUCGCCUAGUUCGCCUCAUCUUCCUAUUGCGCAUCAAUCUCGCGUUUUUGCAUGCGCCAAAGAGUCGUGGCAGCCUAUUCUCUUGCAAGGGUCACUUCGAAGUACUAGAUGAAGAGCAUCUACGUCUUGUGAUCGAUGCCCCGCCCAUGACUUGGAAAGCCGGACAACACGUACUAUUAACCUGCCCUUCUCUCGCACCCUUCACUGCGCAUCCCUUCUCUAUUGCUUCACUGCCAGCUGACGGGCGUAUGGAAUUCACCAUCCGCGCCAAACAUGGCACUACCCGCAAAUUUUGGCGCCAUGCUGCGUCCAUGACCUUGGCUUCGGCUGAGCAGGCGCCAGCUCAGUGCCGCAAUCUCUUGAUUGAAGGUCCAUACUCUCGUAUACGACCUUUGCGUCAGUUUGAUAGUCUCGUCUUCAUCGCCGGCACGACAGGCGCCGCCUUCACACUUCCACUGAUGCGCGAGGUAGUUCAGCACUGGUCCGGAGGUGCUAGUCCGAGCAGGCUGCUGGAACCUCCUCCCGGCGCCGUGACGCGGAAGGUUCGUUUUAUUUGGAUGGUUAGAAGAUCGACCGCUAUUAUAUGGUUCCGGGAACAGCUGAUGACGGCACUAGCUGCUGUCGCCGCAUUACGGAAUCGCGGAGUCGAUGUUGCCCUCGAGAUUACAGUACAUGUUACGGGACGCGACGACGAUGCGCAGUCGUCGGACAUGCUCGAGCCCAAUGCCGAAGCCAAGUCACAACAAUUGCCGGCGGCGGGGGGACUUGAGUCGUUAAACAGUUUCGAAAUCCUCCGGGGCCGGCCCGAUCUGCGAUCGCUGAUCCGACGUUCGGCGGAGAUGGCCUUGGGCGAGAUGGCUGUCGUGGCCUGUGGGCCCCGAGACUUGGCACAGCUGGUGCGCGCGGCGGUGGCCAGUAUUUCGAACGAGCGCGCUGUACACAAGGGCACGGGCGCGCAGGGCAUCUGGUGCCACACAGCAGGACUGUAG